AAACUGUAGACAUGUGCUGGAUGGACGGACGGACAGUGUGCUUCUUGGCGACGGAACAGAAAGAGACGAUGAAAAGCCGAUGCCUUUAUUUUCCAGUUCAUUGAUUCUCUUUCGAUACAAACAAUGGAGUCCUUCAUCUGGGCCUCGGGAGCUCGAGAGAAUUGUAGUACUGCUGCUGUUGCUGCUGCUGCUGCUUCUUCACUAUGUGGGUACGGUCUCCUGCUCAAUGGGCUGUCUCUCAUCCCAAUCUGGCACUAUUUGCUGGGGCUCUUGAUCGGUUCGGUCGGGUUCCUGUACAAUUACUUGGACUUCCAUCUCCUCGAGGAUCUCCGCUCGGGGUUCCGAGGGUCUACCGCCGAGCUGACUUACAAUCCCGGUUCCGAGAUCUACAGCGGCGUCGCUUCCAAGUGCCGCGUUAUUCAUGGGAGGUACUUGACUACCCUGUGGCUGUCGUGCCCUCACAUUCAGACGAUAUUCUUGAAUUUCUUUGGGAGGCCUCCAUCUGUCAGCUACAAAAGACAAAUCUUCCAUGCUCCUGAUGGUGGAACCAUUGCACUGGAUUGGCUAAUGAGCUCAGAUGUUUCUGGAGGUGCCUUCCGUGCGGAAAGUUCGAUAUCAAGAGGUGACACGGCUCCCAUUGUGGUGGUGGUUCCUGGCUUAACAAGCGAUUCUGCUUUGCCUUACUUGAAGCAUCUUGCUUUCAACACUGCGAAACGUGGGUGGAAUGUUGUAGUGAGCAAUCAUCGAGGACUGGGUGGUGUUUCCGUUACAUCCGAUGUCUUUUACAAUGCGGGUUGGACAGAGGAUAUAAGGGUAGUCCUUCAUUAUCUCCAUGAAGAGUACCCUAAAGCUCCUCUGUUUACUGUUGGGACUAGCGUCGGCGCUAACAUUUUGGUAAAGUACCUAGGGGAGGAUGGAGAGAACGUUCCAAUUGCUGGGGCUGUUGCAAUUGGCUGUCCUUGGGACCUUUUGAUCAUUGACAGAUUUAUAAAGAGAAGACUGGUGCAAAAAAUUUAUGACAGAGCUCUCUCAAUCGGUCUCCGAGAUUUUGCACAGCUGCAUCAACCUCACUUUUCUCGCCUUGCCAAUUGGGAUGGCAUAAAGAAGUCACGUUCAAUUCGGGAUUUUGACAGCUAUGCAACUUGCCUUGUUGGGAAAUUUGAGACUGUGGACACAUACUAUAGGAAAUGCAGCAGUUCUAGUUAUAUCGGGAAUGUUUCGGUCCCGUUGCUCUGUAUUAGCGCCUUAGACGAUCCCGUCUGUACUACGGAAGCCAUUCCUUGGGAUGAAUGCAGGGCGAAUAAGAACAUCGUCCUCGUCACCACAAAACACGGUGGACACAUGGCCUUCUUCGAGGGGUUAACUGCAUCGAGUCUGUGGUGGGUGAGGGCUGCAAAUGAGUUUCUUCAUGUUCUUCAUUCUAGUCCAUAUAUGCAUGUGCAGAAGAAGCAGAUCAAGAAUACUGGGUUGCACCCGACACUGGAUACCUCUAUCGAUCAAGGCCCCUACGUGAAUGUGGCCGACGGAAUGGUAGCUGCAGCGGGAAAUGAGCACACAAGAGAUACCUUGGAAGAAAAUGAGAGCAGUAAACUUCCAGAAGAUCUCCACAAAGACAACAAUGAAAUAGUCCCAGAUGCAGAAAAAGAUGGAAUGCAGAUUACAGAGACAAAGCCCGAUAUGUCACGCGAGAAUAUAGACCAUUAAUGCAGGCCGGGAAGGAUGAUGGGCAUCAAGAAUGCCCACCAGAAAGCAAUACAUACUUCCCAGAAGAGGCUGCUAAAUACAUGAAGUUCUCUAAUAAAAAGUUUCUAGUUUUAAGCAGUUAGUCUUGCUUGUUUAGCCUUUCUCUUAGGCCGUCCAGGUUGUGCAUUACAAAGGCAGUUCAGGCAGCACUUUUUCGACUUUACUUAAUAUAAGAGCACUACUGAGUUCAUC
Punica granatum (pomegranate) is the source of this 1935-nucleotide messenger RNA. Lineage: Eukaryota; Viridiplantae; Streptophyta; Magnoliopsida; Myrtales; Lythraceae. The record is from RefSeq and is a predicted model, not a curated record.